AUGACGGACUCAAAAUACUUCACAACCACCAAAAAGGGUGAAAUUUUUGAACUGAAAACUGAGCUGAAUUCCGACAAAAAAGAAAAGAAGCGGGAAGCCGUCAAAAAGGUUAUUGCAAGUAUGACUGUUGGGAAGGAUGUAAGUGCGCUAUUUCCCGACGUGGUCAAUUGUAUGCAAACAGAUAAUGUAGAAUUGAAGAAGCUCGUUUACCUCUACCUGAUGAAUUACGCGAAAAGUCAACCAGAUUUAGCCAUAAUGGCUGUCAACACUUUCGUUAAGGACUGCGAAGAUCCAAACCCUCUAAUUCGAGCCCUCGCAGUGCGCACAAUGGGUUGUAUUCGUGUCGAGAAGAUUACCGAGUAUUUGUGUGAGCCACUACGAAAAUGCAUGAAGGAUGAAGAUCCUUACGUACGCAAGACGGCAGCUGUGUGCGUGGCCAAACUUCAUGAUAUGAAUCCUAAACUUGUGGAAGAGCAAGGUUUUGUGGAGUUACUGAAUGAUUUACUGUCGGAUGCGAAUCCCAUGGUGGUUGCUAAUGCGGUCGCUGCGUUGACUGAAAUAAACGAACAACGACCGCUUAUCGAGGUUAAUAGUCAAAUGGUGAACAAGCUACUGACUGCCCUCAAUGAAUGUACGGAGUGGGGACAGGUAUUUAUUUUGGAUGCGUUAGCCAGCUAUAGGCCACGAGAUGAACGAGAGGCGCAGAAUAUUUGUGAGCGAAUUUCCCCUCGUCUCGCUCAUGCCAAUGCCGCUGUGGUCCUCUCCACUGUGAAGGUGCUGAUGAAAUUGGUCGAUAUGUUGCCGCCAGAUUCAGAGUUCAUCAAUCAAUUAACAAAGAAGCUAGCGCCACCUAUGGUCACGUUGCUAUCUGCAGAGCCAGAGAUUCAAUACGUUGCCCUGCGUAACAUCAAUCUCAUCGUUCAGAAAAGGCCAGAGAUUUUGAAACAGGAAAUGAAGGUGUUCUUCGUCAAGUAUAAUGACCCUAUUUAUGUGAAAAUGGAGAAACUCGAUAUUAUGAUUCGUCUUGCUCAGCAGAACAACAUUGCUCAAGUGCUUAGUGAACUUAAAGAGUACGCUACCGAGGUGGACGUUGAUUUUGUGCGCAAAUCAGUAAGGGCCAUUGGCAGAUGUGCCAUAAAGGUGGAAGCAAGUAGCGAACGUUGUGUUGCCACUUUGCUUGAACUAAUCCAGACGAAGGUGAACUAUGUGGUCCAGGAAGCUGUAGUUGUCAUAAAGGAUAUCUUCCGCAAAUAUCCUAAUCGUUAUGAAAGUAUUAUCUCUACUUUGUGUGAGAACCUGGAUACAUUAGACGAACCUGAGGCUCGUGCCUCUAUGAUAUGGAUUAUUGGUGAGUAUGCUGAAAGAAUCGAUAAUGCUGACGAGCUACUGGAGAGUUUCGUUGAAGGUUUCCACGACGAAAACACUCAGGUGCAAUUACAAUUGCUUACUGCAGUUGUGAAAUUAUUCCUGAAACGUCCAGCUGACACACAGCAGCUGGUUCAACGUGUUUUAUCUCUCGCUACACAGGAUAGUGAUAAUCCCGAUCUAAGAGAUCGCGGAUAUAUUUACUGGCGUCUGUUGUCAGCCGAUCCAGCUGCAGCUAAGCAAGUUGUUCUGGCCGAAAAGCCGUUAAUUUCGGAGGAAACGGACCUCUUGGAACCAUCUUUGCUUGACCAGCUCGUUUGUCACAUUGGAAGUUUGGCAUCUGUCUAUCAUAAACCACCUUCCUCAUUCGUUGAUGGUGCAAGGCAACCUUUGCGAGCAGGAACAGGCGCCUCUAAUGGCCAGUCGUCGAUUGAUUCGAGCGGUGGAGCUGCACCAGGUCUAGUUCGAAACACCGCUCCUACAGUGAUUCCUUCCCAAGAUACCCUCAUCGCAGACCUGCUCUCCCUGGAUAUCUCUGCGCCUAUGGGAGGACCGAUGAAUACAAUGCCAAGUUAUGCACCGAUGUCGACGUCUGGUGGCCUUGAUGACCUACUAGGUCUAGGAGGUCCUUCUCUCGUUGAACCUGCCACAGCUCCCGUUGCCAGUAACUUCGAUCCUCUCGCCAGCCUAGGCCUUGGAGCUCCUCCUGCGCCAUCAGGGUUGUCCCUGGGUGGAGCUCCAGCAAGGGACGAUUUUUUUUCUUCAGGUGGUCUCGGUGAUAUCUUUGGCGGCGGGUUGGGUUUAGUGGACACCAGCUCUGGUUACCAAGCACCGAAACAGUUAUGGCUUGAUGCAGCCAAAGCCAAAGGUCUGCAACUCGAGGGAACAUUUGCCCGCCGUGGUGGAAACAUUAUGAUGGAGAUGACUCUGACCAAUAAGGCAAUGCAACCUCUUUCUGGAUUUGCUAUUCAGUUCAAUAGGAACUCGUUCGGCUUAGCUCCAGCUGAACCUCUUCGCGUUCCUUCUCCACUUAUGCCAGGGCAGAACGUCACUGUUACGCUGCGUUGUGAUACUUCUGGUGGUGUGCAAAAGAUGGAACCGCUUACCAACCUACAGGUUAUUUUAUUGCUUGCAUUUUCAACUUGUCGCUGGAAGUCUUUUCAUAGAACCACUCGAAUUCUUUACCGAUGA
Messenger RNA from Haemonchus placei, 2556 nucleotides. The record is from the annotation of a GenBank genome assembly. Lineage: Eukaryota; Metazoa; Nematoda; Chromadorea; Rhabditida; Trichostrongylidae.